Molecule: messenger RNA, 2763 nt
Organism: Bombyx mandarina (wild silkworm)
Lineage: Eukaryota; Metazoa; Arthropoda; Insecta; Lepidoptera; Bombycidae
Source: RefSeq, a predicted model, not a curated record
AUGGGGCGACAGGCAUUUUUCGCGGUCUGGUGCCUGUUAGCGUUUGUGGAAGCGCUCUGUGAUUCGACUUCCGCAAAGAGUGUAGCUAAAGACAAUGAAAGUGCAGAAAGUGCUCCGCGACUUUAUCGCAACGUUCCCGUCGGCGUGUACGCAGGCGCAACACCUUACGGAUCGUACUCCAUUCCGGUCAAGUUUGUAUCCGCUCCCAGACCGGCAGCUUCGCGUCUAGUACCAGUGAAGGAGGCUUACCAAAACGCUUAUCUGAAGGAUUCGUAUGGAAACAGAUUUAUUGGAUCGCCACAGUCAUUGGCAUAUAAGACGACUUAUCCACAGCAGUUUGUGCAACUUCAAGAACUUCCGGCUCAUCUGUCCCAACCAAUUGUCGCUGCAGCACCCAACUACCAGUACAGACAACCAACGCCGUUUAUUGUGAAUUCACACUAUACUCUGCCGUUGCAACAGGUAGCGCAUAGAUUCGGCUCCUCACAACCAUAUGCUUUUGGGGAAAACAUCAAAACUCUAGCACCCAAUGCACCAGCAACCACACAAUCCCAAAGUCAUCCAACAGCUCAGCAACAAUCAACAAGUCAUAAAGCAGUUUAUGCUAACACGCAAUCUCAAGAUAACUAUAAUGUAAGAAACGGUCCAAAGUACCAGCGCCUGCAACAGGGACUAAAAGAUGCUGAAGUAAUCAGAAGCGAGCUAAAUUCUGCACAAGAUAAUGCCCAAAAUGAUAAGGCAAAGUUGCAGGACGUGCCCGCCAAAGAAACUGCAAUUACGACUGUUGUUAACGGACAAAAGACGGUGAUAAAUUUGGACACAAAGCCCGUGCUACCUUUAUUAGACUUAAGCCUGCUAGAACCACUCACGUUUGCUAAUCCACUCGUUCCUCAAGUGCAACAUUUCUUACCGAGGAUCAACCAAGCCACAUAUGUUAAACUACCUAAACCAGAAAUUACAGAAAACAAAAAGUACCAAAAAGAAUUUAUGAUUCAGAAGACUAAAUCUUAUGACAGUGGACUUAUUAAAGGAAAACCUCAGAAAUCAUCUCCAAAAAAUAAAGUAAAGCGCCCUCAGCCAGAAGACGAUGCUGACAUACAAAGAGAUGUGCCUCAUACACCCACUGUAACAGUUAAAGAUACUUCUAAUGCAAGUCCGGAAAUUUCUUAUGAAAUUAAUUCUCCAAAUUAUAAGGAGACAUACAAAGAAAAGGCUGUUAGUUACAAUAAGGAGACAAAUUCUGAACCAGUGCAUUACACUUAUGGUUCAAAUACUGCAAAGAAACCAGUUCAUUACAGCUACAGUCACAGCUCGAAUGAACCCGCGAAGAUUCAAAAAGUAUACUAUCACAGCAGUAACGGAGAGCCAAAGCAGUUGAUAUAUAAGUUUAAUUCCGAAGAACAAAAUAAAGAACAGAAUGGGGAAGAAAAGGAAAAAUCUCAAGAAGCACCUUCUCAACACGCCGAAAAUUCAAGUGGAGAAUCCCAUUUCGAUGGUUCUGAAAAAGAGAGUUCUGAAGAGCAACAUGAAGAUGAUGAAGCAGUGCAACAAAACAGCAAACAUUUGCAUCCUGAGCAUAGAGAAGAAUAUCAUGAACCUCCCAGUGAACAAUAUAAGAAAGAGCAACAUAAUAAACAACCCCAAUAUCACUCACGGCCACACGCUACAGUACAAAAUGCAGAACAGUUUCAUCCUGUGACACAUUACGAGGAAAACAUUCAGUUGAUCCCGCCCAAUAAAUUAGGUCAUAUUAAAGUCGAUCCGGGACAGCACGUACAGCAACAACCACCUCAGCCACAAAACCAGUCACCACCACAAAAUUUUGAUCAUCCUAUAAUUCACGAAAGACCGCAUAAUGUCCCGCAGCAUAUACAUGAAAAAACCCGGAAGGUUAUAAUACAAGAAGAAACUCCUGAAGAAAUGCAUUCUAUUCACGAGCAGAUGAAAGCUGAAAUGAUCGAUCACGAAGAAAACAACGAAGAAGAUUUCGAGAAAGCCUACAAAGAUGCCGCGUUUGGUUUUCCUGCUUACGAAAGACAUUCAGACGAUGUAGAGAAGGAUAUUUAUAAUCCAGAAAUUUACGGAAUACCUCGUGAUCAUAGUAAUUUCGAAAUUGAGCAUGUACCGUUUCAGCAAUAUCAGGAUCACGGAGACGAAUUUCCAAAAACCACUCGCGUUAACUAUAAAGACGCUAGAGACAAAACUAAGGAAGACUAUUACUUAGAUUAUUCUAUCAGCCGACCGCAAAGUUUGACUGAUCGCUACAGAAACAAGGUAGAUUACUACAAAUUAUAUAAGAAUCAAAAACCGGAAAGGUACACCGUUUACGAUACCGAUAAAAACCAGGAGAAGCAAAGUUCAAAGUACACAGUAGUUCCGUAUGUAUUCGGAACGGUUGAGGAUCAGAAACCCAAACAAACCUUCGCAAAGUAUCAAGCGAAACCCCUUGUUUAUGAAUACGACUAUUCCAAGGCGGCGCCUCGUGAUAACAGCGCGUAUGCAUCACAACCAUAUCAGAACUACAAGAGCAAAACCUUGUUUGUUGAGCCUCAAUUUCAAUACGGUUUCGAGCCCAUUGCAAUUCCGAGACUAUUGGACAGUGAACUCGCAGCUAUGGCCAGUAAUAAUCGGCCAGAGAGCGAGAAACCGGGAAUGCGAAAAAAAAUAUAUAAAGAAAAUUUUUACAUAAAGAAAACGAGCACGUUAGGAGGAGAACCGACUAGUUGAUAAAAAAUAAAUUAUUUUAAUUUAUUAUUUAAGAGG